Messenger RNA from Rhinichthys klamathensis goyatoka, 2578 nucleotides. It is a transcript of the gene rell1, whose product is annotated as RELT like 1. The transcript is spliced from 7 exons. Gene Ontology annotation, biological process: positive regulation of p38MAPK cascade. Gene Ontology annotation, cellular component: plasma membrane. NCBI's taxonomy places the organism in Eukaryota, Metazoa, Chordata, Actinopteri, Cypriniformes, Leuciscidae. Bases 317 to 1078 code for a protein of 253 amino acids. The record is from RefSeq and is a predicted model, not a curated record.
ACUAACCGUGCGUAGACAGGACAAUUGUGUACAUCCAAGUAUCUUUACAAACGCCUUUUGUCCUGGGGAUUUUUCUACUUUCGAAUCCGAUCAACUUAAGUCCACCGGACCGUGUGGGUCACAGCUUUGAGCAUUGCUGUACUGGGUUGCAACUUUAAGAGGGGGAUGUUCCUCAUCAUAGCAGUGAUAAGAAUGAGGAAACACCAGCAGUAGCCGUGAAUGUAAGCACAGCGCAAAGCUCACGAGUCUGUGGACACUCCAGUCCGUGUCCGAGUUCAUCUGUGGACGGCAGAACGUCGGUCACACCGGUGGGCCGAUGGUAGAUUCCUCACCGCCCGUUACCCUGCCACCUGGCAAUGGGGACUCGGGUAACCCAGAGUAUAUUGCCUUUGUUCUGGUGCCUUUCUUCUUUCUGAUGGGACUUCUGGGAGUCCUCAUCUGCCACAUCCUGAAGAGGAAGGGCUACCGGUGUACAACUGAGUCAGAAGAUGAUGAAGAGCUGAAGAUAGAGGAGGUUGAAGAGGAUAAAGAUCCAGAAAAAGGAGAUCUGAAUGACACCUUCAGUGAUGCCAACGCUGACACAGUGGGCCAAAUUGUUAACUACAUCAUGAAAAAUGAAGCCAACUCCGAUGCACUCCAAGCCAUGGUUCAGGAGAGUAUAGACUCAGAGGGUGGCCCUGUGACGCCAACCUCUCCAAACUCACCCAGCAGCCCAGAGAGCCCUGCUCUGCCAGGGUUGCCGCCAAGCACAGCCAAACACACCUGCAACCACCUGCACACCAUCGGAGGAAUGGGAGGACAUAAGAAUAUCUGCAACCGCUGCAACCAGAAAAAAUGGCCUCUGAUGAGACGCUCGUCCAGCAAGAAACUGGAGAGACGCAGUCACUUAGGAGAGGUCACUGUGCUGUCUGUGGGCAGAUUCCGGGUGACAAAGUGUGACCCCAAAUCGGCCCGUGAAAGACGGACAUUGCUGAUCACUGAGCCCAAUGGUAGUGUCCCCUCUUCACCUUCUUCCACUGGCCCCCCUGAACACAGCACAGGACCACAGUCACAGGAGAAAGGAGACAGUGCAAAGUGACAUCUGUAUAGUUCUUCUGCUUCUCAGGUGACAUUUUAAAAAGAUUUUAAUCGGGAAGCCGCACUUCCAAAGAGGAAUUUAGAGUGAAAACGCCUCAAACUGUGAUGAUAGAUGUGGUAAUGGAGGAGGAAAAGAGGAUGAUGAAUGCAAACCCUCCUAUCCGUCAUGUGGCGCGUCGAUCGUGGAAAGACAGCAGAAGCGGUUUUAUAUACAUUAACCUGUCACCAUGCCAACCCACCUUUCUCAAACAUCCUCACGUCAUUAUCAGUGGUGGAUGGCAUCGUUUGUGCUUGUUAAUGGCUAUGAGCGUGUCAAUGGUUAAUCCAGCCUGGCGCCAUGGUGAGAUCUUCGGUAUGUGCCUCUCUGGGCUACUUCCAGGAAGUGGGAAGUUUUGUUCGAAAUUGUUCUUUUUUUUUCUUUUUAUUGAAAGCUGUGAUAAACACUUAAAAACAGAGCCAUGAAACGUCUCACUGGUUACAAUCCAGAACAAACUUUUUUUCUUAACCUGUCAUUGUCUUAAAUGGACUGGGCUUCCAUCUCUUCACUAAAUACAACUUUUCACCUUUUUUUUUUUUUUUUUAACGACUUAAAUUGUUUUGAAAACAUUUUUCUGUAAAUCAAUGAAAUUGCAUGUUUAAUAGCUUGAUCAACCUAGCGCACCUUAACUGACUGGAAGUUUGCUUGUUGAUGUAUGGACGGGUCUGGGUUUAGAGGACUGCGAUCAUUUCACUAGUUUAGAAACACUCCACGGUUUAGAAAUGUUAAACAUUCUUAGUUUCAUGAUUCAGUAUAGCUUGCAUGUGUCCCAACAUCAUUCAGACGCACUCUCAAGUCUAUAACACAUAAAUUAAAUAUAAUGUCCGGCGUAUACAAUAGAUAAGACUGUAUCCUUCACUAUACUUAACAUUAUUGUUAUCUUUGGAAAAAAACUAACAAAAAAAAACUGUGGUAUCUCAAAAAAAAGAGAGAGAAGUGUCCUUGCUUUAGUGCCAACCAUAGGCAAAAAUAAAGGACUUUUAAUAGUUCUGAGCAUUUUAAUCAAAACUAGUUUCCAAUAAAUACAUAGGUUUUUUUUAAUGUACUUUUUUCUUUCAUUAGUAUUUUCAUUAUGUUGAUAUAGUGCCAGGGAUUUAUGUUUUGCCUUGUUUUUGUUCAAGCACUAUACAGGUGAACCUCUGGAUGUUUGAGGUUUUCUAGCUCAAUACAAGAGCUUGUUGAAGUGCUGGAAUGAUUCGUUUAAAUAAGAUGCCCAUAGCCUUCCUGAUUAAAUUCAGAUCAAAUUAUAUUAAACCUAAAUCUCAAUGUGUACUACUGAAAUGGUCACUUCGAGUACCGUAACUUCUGAAGCCCACAAUAAUUUAAGACAUUUAGAAAAUGUGUAAACAGAAACAUUUAUAUAUGGGUUGUUCAACAAACAAAUAAAAUGAGUGAGAAUGUACUGUUAAAUUUUAUUGAAAGUUUUGUACCCAGAGUUUAUACAUUAAAAAGAUUAAACAAACA